AUGAGCUACCCACUGAUGCGGCGUUUGCCGCUGGUCGCACUAGACCGACAAGUGGCGCGUGCGGGUAUGCAGAUCUGCCAUAAGAUCGUCAUGCAGCAGCUCUACGUAUCGCGUGCAGAUUCAACGAAGCAGUGGGUCGUGGUGUCCAAUCCAUCAGAGCAGAGCGUGGACAUGACAGGCUUCAGCUUGAGUUGCAGCGGCAGCAGCGACGUUUUCCACUUCCCAGCCAAGUACACACUAUUACCAGGUGACGAAGUGACUGUCUGGUGCUCUCCAGGUGGUCUCAAGCUCGAUGUGGACAAUCUCCUGCAGCCCUAUCUCUUCUGGACCAAAGCCGACGGAUCUCUGCGUCAUGAACCAUUCUUCUCUGCAGCUCAAGCCAAUGAGGUGUUGCUAUUAGACCCGCUAUUGAUUGAAGUAGCGUCCAUUCGAGUGAAUGGAGACGGCAAGAAGGAGUUCCGCGUGUUACACUGCAAGUCUGCACACUCCAGGACUUUGCGCAGCGAGAUUGACACGCGAUUCUGUGUCGGAUGUCUGUCACCUCCUGAGUUCGAGAGACGUACAUCACGGCCAACUCCCGAGAGCGGGAAAAUCAUCUCUCAACCGCCAAAUCAACGGGAAAUCUACGUGUUCUCGAGAUACUGGGGUGUAGUGUCGGACAAGUCGCUGUUUAAGCACUUUAUCGCUGUCAUGUUGGUCCCGCUGGUGGAAUCCGUUCGUGCAGUGCUGAUCUACAUCCUGCUGUGUAUGUUCCAACCCGUAACAAACACUGGAUUGGGGCCACAAUUGCGUUCUAAAGUGACGACACUGCUGCUGAUCAUGCUAGCAUGCGACGUCGUAGCACGGAGACUCAUGUUGUGCAUCAAGAGCGGACUGCUGGUCACAAUUGCGAGCUUCACGUCGGUUGUGCUGGAUCGAGUGACAGUGUUGGUGCUGUACUGGUCGCUUCAAAGACUGUAUCCAGCAUUAAGCUCCUCCUUCCAGUGUAUGCUCAUAUUCGAUCUCGGUGUGAGCUGCAUCAACGCUACUGCAGUGCACGUACGCUUCCUGGAGGAACGACAAGACUGGCAUCCACUGUUCAAGCAAUUCGCACGCUGGGACUACAGAUACCGAGUCGUCAUUUGCGCGUGUGGUAUCGGUCGCGAGCUGCUGCUGUGUCUACUCCUAUUACUCCCGUUCAGCCGCCAGCCAUCUCCUGUGUGGAAGGCUGUAGGAUAUCUGCUCGUUCCGCUCUUCACUCUGGCUUCAGGUAUUGAUCUCCUACGCGCAGUCGCCACACUCUUGCAUAUGCUCCGAUACCCUAUUGUACAAGUACAAGCGCAAUGGCGACGUCUUCAGCCACAGUCGCACGACGAAGUGUACGUGUAUGAAGAAGACGAAGACUUGUCCGAAGAAGAACCUCAGAAAGAGGACCCGCCGAUGAUCUUCUCCACACCCAAGGGGGUCCGCUUUAGAUCUCGCUACCCAUACAAUUAG
Molecule: messenger RNA, 1476 nt
Organism: Phytophthora nicotianae INRA-310
Lineage: Eukaryota; Oomycota; Peronosporomycetes; Peronosporales; Peronosporaceae
Exons: 1
Coding region: 1-1476 (491 amino acids)
Source: RefSeq, a predicted model, not a curated record